Molecule: messenger RNA, 654 nt
Organism: Metarhizium brunneum ARSEF 3297
Lineage: Eukaryota; Fungi; Ascomycota; Sordariomycetes; Hypocreales; Clavicipitaceae
Gene: GEP4
Product: Phosphatidylglycerophosphatase GEP4
Biological process (GO): cardiolipin biosynthetic process
Cellular component (GO): mitochondrion
Molecular function (GO): phosphatidylglycerophosphatase activity
Source: RefSeq, a predicted model, not a curated record
AUGAACCUGAAUCUUUCAGCUUCACUCAAUGCCGCACGGCUGCUAUUCAAGCCUAGCAUGUGCUUGCCACACCACACCGUUUCAACAUUCAACGAUCUGCCAAUCCCUCUGGACAAGGGAUUGAGAAGCAAUGGCUACAAGUCUGACAUCAGAGCUGUAGUUCUCGACAAAGAUGACUGCUUUGCUUACCCAGAUGCCAAGGAGGUCUAUGAACCAUACAAGAAGCGCUUUGACUCCCUCAAAGAGGCAUAUCCAGGCCGCAAGCUUUUGGUGGUAUCCAAUACCUCCGGGGCCACCAGUUGGGACAAAGACCUGAAGCAAGCCGCCGAGGUUGAAAGAGGCACCGGCGUUCACGUACUACCACACGCUGUGAAGAAGCCGGGAUGCGGAUCCGAAAUCAUGGAAUACUUCAGGCAGCACCCAGAGACCGGGGUGACGGACCCGUCGCACAUUGCCGUAGUUGGAGACAGAUUGACAACAGACAUGAUGCUUGCGAAUAUGAUGGGUAGCUGGGGCUUCUGGAUAAAGGAUGGCGUAGUGCCUAUGCAACAAAAGAGCAUUUUUUCCAAAAUGGAACGCAACCUUGCCGUGUUUCUUGCUGAUUAUAGAGGUCUGCAGCCUCCACGACCUCACGGCCGGGUCAGUGAAUUCUAA